CCGGGCGGAGGCGGGGCCUGCCGCCCGGCGGUGCGGGGCGCGUCCCGGUGGCCGGGCCGGUGCGCUCCGAGCCCGGCCGUGCCCAGCCGUGCCCGGCCGUGCCCAGCCGUGCCCGGCCGUGCCCUCCCGCCGCCCGGCCCGCUGUUGACAAGCGGCGGCGGGAGGCAGCGCGGCGACGGUCGUCCCCAUGUGGCGGACGCUGGCCCUCGCCUCCGCCUUCUUCCCGGGGCUCUUCGCCCUCUGCAUCCGGUUACUGGGCUGGGCCGCCCCGGGAUGGAGCCUCAAGGACCGCAUCCUCCUCAGCGGCAGGUUGGUGUCAACAGUCCAAGCCACGAUGGCAACGGUAUCAGGGAUCACGGUUGUCCUUAACUGCAAGGAUGUGGUGUACGACAGGCACUGGCUGGCCGUGGAGUACAUCUGGGUCCUCGUUCCCUACAUGACCUAUGACAUUUACGUUAUGUACCUCUGCCACUGGCACAAGAGCCUGGAGAGGGGAGUUGCAGAGAAGAAGCACUCGCUGGCCAGCGUGUGGAGCUUCCUCCUGCAGGAGCGGCUAAUGGUGACCCACCACCUCUUCAUCCUCAUCGUGCUCACCCCCAUCACCCAGCACUUCAGGGGAGACCUGGGGGAUUUCUUCGUGGGCUGCAUCUUCAUUGCAGAGCUGAGCACGCCCUUCGUAUCGCUGGGCAAAAUCCUCAUGCAGCUCAAAAUGCAGGACACCCUCCUGCACAAGGUGAACGGGAUCCUCAUCCUGGUGACCUUCUUCCUCUGCCGUAUUCUCCUCUUCCCCUUCAUGUACGGGGCCUACGCCAGGCAGGUGGGAAUCCCCAUUUACAUGGUGCCUUUCCGCAUCCCCCUGCACUGCAACAUAGCCAACGCCUCCCUCAUCGCCCCCCAGCUCUACUGGUUCAGGCUCAUCUGCCGCAAAGCCGCCCGGCUCUACGGCCGCUCGCCCACCGACAAGAGCAGAUAACGGCUGGCAGCGGCAGCCCAGCGUGGGGGCUGGAAGAGGGUCAGCCCCCCCACCGCACCCCACCCCGGGCUCUUCUGCCUUCGCUGUCAGCGCAGGAGCGGAGCGGUGGAAGCGGCGAUGCCACCGGGCUGUUUUAGCUGGAAGCAGCCUCGCCAUCCCCACCGCCGUGCCGGGCAGCGCCAGCCUGGGCUAGGAGGGCUUCCUGCCCCACGCCGCUCCAGCGCCUUGUGUCCUCCCACCCGUGGGAGCCAGGGCAGGAGCCAGCGAGGAGGAGGUCUGCCCGCAAGCACAACGGUCCUUGCUUCAGCACCGAACUAACGGUUACACGAGAGGGGUUUGUUACACCCCCCACGCCACCCCCUCACCCACCCCCCCGCAGCUUUCAGGGCUGACACCAGACACCAGCACGGAGCUCGGCGAGGCACGGAGGAGCCUGCAGCCCACAGGUGAUGCUGGAGCGGGCCCAGCCCCACGCACCAGCACUGGGGGAGUCGAGUCCCAGACCUGCCGCAGCCCCGACUCGCGCCUCCGGCUCUGGUUUACAGCCUCCGGCUGAGAGCAGAGCCAGGCCCCGGGGCUGCAGCACGGUUCUGCACAGCCUGUUCCUGACCUUUACCGACUUCGCCUCUACACUACAGCCGCGUUCAGCCUCUUACCUCCCACUGCUGCUGGGCUCCAACUCGUUUGACUCCAUUUUAACCCAAAGGUGCUUUUCACUACAACUCUGGUGUCUGUGGCUGACAGUCCCAGGGGAGGGGGGCUCUGGUGUCCCCGGCAGGUUGGGGGGGAGAGAAGCUCACACCAGGCUAGAGGAAGGGUUAUGCUGUCUCAGCAGGGCAGAGCACCCAUGGGAGAAGGGCAGGAUGGGGACAGGAGACUGGUAAAUCCCUGGCUGGGGGCACUAUGCAGAGCCCUUUGUUGGCAGGGGAUGCAACUCUCAACCCCCUCCUCUAACUCCGGUUGCUUUUAUCCACAUAGCAUCCCCAUAGUGGAUAUCUGAAAGCUCAGCUGGCACACCCUGCCCUGUUCUCCCUCCAGCCAACACCAGCAGCCCUGGCAGCACCCCAUGGGUACCAGUACAACCUCAGCUCUGGUUUACGGUCCAUCCCUACUCCCCUGCCAGGCAAGGUCUGCCACGGAGGGAACUGGGUCACCCCAGACCAAGGUGCUGAACUGUGUCCUUCACCAGUUCAGCCCAUUUCCACCUGCAGCCACAGAAAAGUGGGGCCAGGCUUUAUGGCUCUCCCUGCAUCACAGGGUUCAGAAGCCCUGCAGGUGUGUGCAAGUCAGUCAGCAGCAGCUCAGUUCCUUCCCUGGAGCCAGCACAAGCCAGGGCAGCCACCUCAUCCCUGCAGCUUCCCACGCUGGCCUGGGGGUCCCCUGCUCCAGGGCAGGUAGCGUACCAGUAGACGUGGGGGCACUCCGUGCCUUUCAUUCUGUCUAAAAACAACAGUUGAGCUCUGGGAGACCUGGUUCUUUUGGGUGUCGGAUCUUGUCCCAGCCACGGCUAUAUUCUAGAAAGAGUGAACUAAAGGGCCUCUUCCACCAUGCAGUCAGUUAUUGCAGAAACACUACUGUUACAUUAACAAUCGAGACCAGCUGAUGUUAUAAACCGCUUGCAACCUGUUACAGACGUUUGUAUCUUGCUGUUUUCAUUGCAAAUAAUGUGCCUUAUGUAAGGACGAUAAAAAAAAAAAAAAAGCCAGUGAGGCAUCUCAGUUUGCACUAACACUGCCCUAUUUACUAUCAGGAGACCAAUAAAGACUUCCUUUCUGAGUCACACCA
Molecule: messenger RNA, 2758 nt
Organism: Tyto alba (common barn owl)
Lineage: Eukaryota; Metazoa; Chordata; Aves; Strigiformes; Tytonidae
Gene: TLCD3A
Product: TLC domain containing 3A
Exons: 5
Coding region: 188-973 (261 amino acids)
Biological process (GO): lipid homeostasis
Cellular component (GO): membrane; endoplasmic reticulum
Source: RefSeq, a predicted model, not a curated record